UCGGGCCGCAGGAAGCAAACCGAGAGUUAGAGUUUUUAAUGUCCGCCAUGUUGGCCAUGGCGUGCUGAACCAGGGAGACAGAGCGGGUCCACGGAAAAAAAGAGACCGAGAGAGAGCGACCAAGAUCCGGGCCUUUCCGGCUCCGUUCUUCUCACUGGACGCAUAUUUUGAAAUCGGGUCAAUCAGCUGACUUCGAAGAACGUAACAGAUUCAUCAAUGAGAACGUUACAUAUUUCGUCUGUGAAUUUAAGGGGACCUUUUAGAUUUAUGCUAAAUCUUUCGAUAUAAAAAUGAGUAAAUUGUCGUUUCGGGCACGGGCGCUGGACGCUACCAAGCCCCUACCCGUCUUCCGCUGCGAGGAUUUACCAGACCUGCACGAAUAUGCCUCUAUUAAUCGGGCAGUACCACAGAUGCCAACGGGGAUGGAGAAGGAAGAAGAAUCGGAGCACCAUCUCCAGCGGGCUAUCUCAGCACAGCAGGUGUACGGUGAGAAGAGGGACAACAUGGUGAUCCCAGUGCCCGAAGCUGAGAGCAACAUCCCCUACUAUGAAUCCCUCUACCCAGGAGAAUUCAAGAUGCCAAAGCAGCUUAUUCACAUCCAGCCUUUCAGUGUGGAUCCGGAGCAGCCAGACUAUGACCUGGACACUGAGGAUGAAGCGUUUGUGAACAGGCUGCAGAAGCGGCUGGAGGUGGGGGCACUGCAAUUUGAGCAGAUGAUGGACCGGCUGGAGAAAGGCAGUGGCCAGCAGCUGGUGACACUGCAAGAAGCAAAGCUCUUGUUGAAGGAAGAUGAUGAAUUGAUCAGGGAGGUGUUUGAGUACUGGAGCAAGAGGAGGAAGUUGUGUAAAGGUGGAUCACUUGCACCUGUAGUCAAACAAGAGAAGCGUGACGGCUCCAGCACUGGUGAUCCCUAUGUGGCGUUUAGGCGCAGGACUGAGAAAAUGCAGACAAGGAAGAACCGUAAGAAUGACGAAGCAUCGUAUGAGAAGAUGCUGAAACUGAGGAGAGAUCUGAGCAGGGCCGUCACCAUCCUGGAGAUGAUUAAGAAACGUGAGAAGAGCAAAAGAGAGCUCCUACACCUCACACUGGAGAUAGUGGAGAAGAGGAAUGGCCUGCCCGACUUUGGUGCUGAUAUUAUGGCAGAGGCACUGGCCAUGGCCAAGCCCAUAUACAAGAUUCCCAUCAUUCCCCUGGCUAGCAGCAGCCAGUAUCGGCAUGCAGACCACAUCGAGCUCAAGGACUACAAGAUUAAGCCUGAGAAGACAGACAUGGUCCGCACUAAAAGGAAAUAUGAGAAAAAGCCCAAGAUCCAGCCCUUUGCCAUGCCCCAGCAGUCUGGCCCCUCCCUCUUCAACCCCAAAGACCUCAACCAGUAUGACUUUCCAAGCUCUGAUGAGGAUCCUUUCUCACAGAUGCAUUCUGGGUCAUCAGAGGCUGAGGAGGAGAAUGACCCUGAUGGAGCGUUUGCCUUCAGGAGGAAAGCAGGCUGUGUUUACCAUGCGGCUCGUCUGGAUCAGAGGGCUGGCUGGCCGUGGUCUAGUGAGGCUGAGGGCGGUUCAUGUGACCCCCGCUUCCGGUAUACCCUCACCAGCCUAACAUCACCGCGCCGCUGCCUCGGCCUGGCACGCCGACGCCUCGGCCGAGGGGGCAGAGUUCUCCUGGAUCGAGCCCACUCGGAUCUAGACGUCAUUUUCCACAGUCUGGACUCGGAUGCAGAGGACUCGUCUCCGGCUUCCCCUCUUAACCAAGAAGGCACCUCCCGUGGCAGUUGCUCUGCCCUGGCCUCCUCCUCUCCACCCCCUCCUUCGCCAGCCUCCUCCUCCAUGUUGCCGGACCUGAGGCAGAUCUUGCGCAACAUUAAGGCAUGCCGCUGGAGGCACUUUAAACCGCGGACUGCAGGCAGGGCCUUCCGGGGCUUCACCCGCACCACAGCAGGCGCAGCUGUUGGGGCUGGCGCUGGUGCUCCCAGCCGGACAGCAGCCGCAGCAGUCGCGUUCACAGCAGAACAGUACCAGGAGCAUCAGGAACAACUGGCUUUAAUGCAGAAACAGCAGCUGGAGCAGAUCCAACAGCAGGCCAAUGAAGCCUGCAACAAUACACAGUCUCUUGUGUCAAAAAUGUUGGAUUCAGCCAGCGCCCAGUUUGCAGCCUCUGCUCUCAUCACCUCUGAUCAGCUCUUGACCCUAAAGGUAAAAGAGGAUGGUGUUAUGGGAAGUGGAGUAAAUGGCAUCCUUCAGGCCUCAGGAGUUUAUAAGGGCUUACAGCUCUCCACUACAUCAGCUUCAAUCGUCGCAAACCCAUCACCAACAACAACCUCUGCAACACCUAGCUUACCGUCUGCUAACAGUAUCCACUCUACCACUGGCUCUGUCCACAAUUCACAGAACCCACUCAGUAACCACGGUAACAGUACUGCCAACACAGCCCCUCAGGUUCUGAUUGGGAACAGUUUGCGUCUGAGUGUGGCGACACCCCAGAUCGCCAGCCUCAGUGCUCGACACCUUCCCAGAAGUCUCGGCGGCAUGCCGCCCGCCUUAAAACUCGCAGCUGCCGCUAACAAUUGUCAACUCCCCAAAGUCACCACUGGGGACAAUCAUGAACAGGAAAAGCAGUCACUAAACAGUAUAGCGGAAAACACAUUAGCUAUGGAGGUGACGUAGUAACCGUUGCCUGGGCUUUCUCCCUGCCCAGUCCAAUCUUUUGGUGCUGUGCACCAAUUGCUUUUGGGAAUGCAAAGGGACAGUGGGUUUCCACAGCAACUGUCGGGUUUUGACAGCAAAUCUCAUCUCUGUUUUGUUUGGGGUUUUUUUUGUGUGUUUGUUUUUGGACAGUUUUGUUGUUUGUGGGUUUUGUUUUGUUUUUUUUUUGUUUUUUUAACCCCCUCUUUCCCCUUUUUAUAUAUUGUUACUGUUGAUAUGAAAAGAUUCAUGUGUAAAUUAUGAAUAUGGCAAAUAUUCAAUGUACAGUAACUGCAUAUUUGUAAAACAUCCCUCUACCCCCCCCUUGUAUAUAUGUUACUUGAAUACAGAUUUGUUUGUGAUGUUUUGCACUUGGGAAUUACAAAAAGGAAAAAAGAAAAAAGAGGAGGAGCAAAAGAAUGCAGAGAAACUUGGUGUGUGUUGGAUGGCGGAAGAGAGGAUUUAAGAAUCAUUGCAUUGUGCAUGGUGAGGAAACCUGCUGUUUUACCUAUUUAUUGUGCUGUGUUUACACUUUCUUUUCCAUGAACACUGUACCCUCAUUUUCCUGUGUUGUAGGUGUUUGGGUAGCUAUAGGUGUGUUUUUGUUUUUGUUUUUGUCAACAUGGUGAGCCAUGUCAGGUUCUUCAAUCUCUAGUUCCGCUGGUUCUCUUUGCAAGUCACAUGGAUGAUACAGCAACUUGUGUAUUAUUUUUUUUUUCCAAGGUGUUAAUUUUAGUUCCUUAGGGGGGAGGGGUUUGUUUGUUUUUUUGGCUCACUCAAAGGAUUUAGGAUCAUUGUUUGAGGCAAAGUGCAGGAAUCUUCCAUUUAAUGAAUCAUCCCAAUACAAAUGACAGACAAGUCAUGAAGUCUUCACUUGGAAGCAUCUAUAGCUUCCAUUUCAACUAAAGCACUGUUUGGGUUUUGUUUUUGUUUUUGUUGACUUCAGUAAUGAUUAUUGCUGCUUUUGUAUAAUUUCAGUUCCUUUUCAUACUAUGAAAUAGUUUUCCCCUCCCAUUGUAGUUUCUUUGUACAACAGAGACAAUUAUUUUUGUAUCUUUUUUUCAUUAGUUUUUUUUUGUUGUUGUUGUCCGUUCUUGUGGUGAAGCGACUUUGCGCUUCGCGUAAAAUGGAAGACUUCGUUCUUUGGUUGCUCGUCAGAACUUUUGGCUGUUGAGCGUGCCGUUGACUCCAUCGUUGCUGAGGCCGUAACACUUUUUUCAGCUGAACUUGCGGCAAGCGAAACUAGAGAAGGAGCAGCAGGAAGUGCCCUGCUCUAGUCUCCUCGACCUCCAUCUCCGAACACAUCAUCUGAAGGACUCCAUUUCAAGGCCUAAAACCACAAGUUAAAAGGUGUGCCUUCCUUUGGGAAUAUACUGCUUCGUCUCUUCCGUGAAGAGGAUCGCUCUCGGGCAAGGCCGCAGUGCUGUGGUCCUGAUUUGCCCAGAGCCCCGAUCUCAAAUGCCCAGUCAACUGGCUGAACUGAAACACCCUCCAGGGCUAGACUAGCCUGGUGGCAGAUUAAUUAAAAUAUUGAGAAUUUAAAAAUAAAAAAAAAUAUUAUUGGAAAAAAAGAGGGGAGGGGGAAAGAUAUGUGAUCAUUCACAGAAAUCUGACAAUAAAACCCAGGUUAUUAUAUGUGA
Electrophorus electricus (electric eel) is the source of this 4318-nucleotide messenger RNA. It is a transcript of the gene epc1a, whose product is annotated as enhancer of polycomb 1a. The record is from RefSeq and is a predicted model, not a curated record. Gene Ontology annotation, biological process: regulation of transcription by RNA polymerase II. Gene Ontology annotation, cellular component: NuA4 histone acetyltransferase complex. Lineage: Eukaryota; Metazoa; Chordata; Actinopteri; Gymnotiformes; Gymnotidae.